This is a messenger RNA of Coregonus sp. 'balchen', 3290 nucleotides long. Lineage: Eukaryota; Metazoa; Chordata; Actinopteri; Salmoniformes; Salmonidae. The record is from the annotation of a GenBank genome assembly.
CACACUAUCAAGUGGCCACUUCACAUAACUUAUCUACCGCUGUAGGAGACUUCACGGUACACUGAUGGAGCCCUUUCGCAACAAAAACAUUACUGUGAAGAAUUAUUGCAAAGCUAUUGGACUUUAUGACAUACUUUCGGAUACAUCGAGAGUAGGCUACUUUUUCUUUGGACUUUUUUAACCAUUGUAGGGUAAGCGACAGGAGUGGACACAAAGUAAGUGAAAUGCUUCAAUAAACCAAUAGAUCUGUAUAAUUUUAUGAAAGAUUAUGAGUAACUUGUGUAACAUUUCUACCCCUUACAUAUUGAUCUUGUUUUGCUCAUUUGGGCUUCUACAAUCACACAUAAACACCUUUGCUGCAGUCCACCAGAAAGUGCAGAUAAGGAUUUUGUGACGACGGCAGCAUGGGGGCUGUUUUCGAAUUAGAACCAUGCAGAGAAAUCUCAUAGGAGCAGAGAAUGAGCUAGUGAAAUGGGACUGUCUGCCCAUUACUCUACUGUUUUGGGGAAAUGAUCAUAUAAUUUUAUAAGACGCAUGAAGUUAAGGCAAAUAGCUGUAUAUAGGCCCACAGUUUAAAGACAAUAUACUUAAAAAUGCAAUUGUUACUUGCCCAAUAUUGAGCCUCUAAUUGCGGUGUUAUUGUUUUAUUUUUAAAAGCCUAGAAGUUGAUAAUUGUAUUGUAAUAACUACUGUACUUCCAAGAUUGAUCGUAUUAUUUCAUUAUUUCCAUAUAGUAUUUUUCCAAUUAUCUGUUUUGAUGAUUGUUUUGCUGAUGUAAAUAUAUAGACUUUAAAGAUGGCGGAAAUACUGCAACUGUAUAAAUAUACUGUACAUUCAUGUUUGAGAUAAUCAAAUGUACAACAUACAUACAGCCAGGUGGAGGUGGAGUGCCAUAGUAGUUUCCUCAGUUUGAACUCUGGAACUUACAUUAAAAGCCAUCAUUAGAGGGUUGAUAAAAGAAGAAUGGUGUCAUGAUUUAACUGGAUAUGAACCCAAAUGCAGACAACUACACCAAGCCAGAGAAGGUUUAACAGGUUAUUACAAAGUAAAAUUGUCCAGGUUUCCAAAAAUAGGGGGGAAGAGCAAGUCCAGGUCUACAGGGAGGGUAACAUAUCCAGGUUCUGAGCAGGAGUGGUACUGUAACGUCCUAGUGUCCGGGGUGAGUCCAAAAGGGAAGUCCAGUAGUGGUAAACGGGAUGGUGGUGGCAGGAGUGAAGCGGAGGCAGGAGUCAGGUUCCAAUAAUCUGUGGCACAGGAGAAAUGUAAAUAGAAUAGGCCAAAAACACAAAGAGCGAAAACAAGCAGGUUGAAUCAGCAGCGAGACUAACAUGGUUGUCUUGACUAUGAUCUGACGAUGAGUGGCAAGUUUGACCGGGUCUUUAAGGCUGAGGUGAUUAUGGUGAAUGAGCUACAGCUGGAACCCUGACUCCCGCACACCAGACUUCACUCCUGCAAUCAAGAACAGACAGAGGGGAGGGGGAGAGCAGAGAGAGAGCUACCUAGCAGCAGUAGGCCUAACAAAUGGGCUAAGAAAAGAGAGGGAGGAAGUACAUGAUGUACUGAAGAUAUCUUCAUUCUGUUAAAACAAUGGAAGAACAUUUUGGGCCAGAUUCCCGGACACAGAUUAUGUUUAGAUAAAGCCUAAAAAGCAUCUCCAUUCAAAUUGCUUUUUUUUGACCAGGAUUUUGUUUGAUAUGUGUCCGGGAAUCCGACCCUUUAAGCUGCUAAGAACUACAACUUUCUUCGCUACACUAAUUCAUCUUUAUUCUAACUUUAUUUGUUUACCCCCAGGUGCAGUGAGUGAAUAACUUUCUACCGGGUUUAAUAACAGAGGCUUCUAGGAAAACAACAGCAACCAAGGGUUCUGAAGUCUGAACGCAGCCUGGUCCUGACCUUUGACCUCUGACCUCUAGCCAUGUCUCAGAGUAACCCCUCCUUCCAGCUCAUCCAGACUCUGAGGAAGUCUCCCGCUGUGUUCCGCCGCCGGUUCCACCUCCGGCCCGACCGCAUCGCCACCCUCUCCCACGGGGACCCCAUCUACAAGGUGCACUACCUGGGCACCAAGAAAAUCUACUCCCUGGAUUUGGAGCAGGCCCAGGGGGCCAUAGACCUGAUGCUCCAGCAGCUGGCCCCGGAGGCCCCUGAGAAACUGGGCAAGGAGCACGCUCUGGUGGUGCGGCGUCGUUACAUAGAGGUGAAGGAGAUUGCCACGGGGAGACAGCUCACUAAGACCUAUCUGAGUGACAUAGCGUUCUGCGCGGCUGACACCAAGCACCCCAAUGUGUUCCUGUACAUCUGUAAGCAGCAAGGCCAGCAGCUGCAGUUACAGUGCAGGGUAUUCUGGUGCACCAGUGCUGAGAGAGCUAAGGACAUCACCGCCUGUCUGGCAAGGAGCUUUCAAACGGCUCUCAGUGAUUGGCAGGGUACCGAGACCACUCACAUGGAGGAAGGGGCGGGAUCAUCGGAGGUGGAUCGACUGUCAGUCAACACGAGUCUUCAUCCUAAUACCUCCUCCGCUCUAUCAGGAGAUCUAAGGACAGGUGAAAGUGUUUUGAGAUGAUUUUGUCAUUACUAUUCUGUAGGUUACUGGUGUUUGAAAUUGAUGAUGUUUGUGUCAAAGUCAACUUUAAAAUAUAUUUGCAUGUCUUUGAGAAUGAAUGUGUCCCUUUGAGUUCUACAGAGGCUUCAACAAAGUGCACUUGGUGUUGCUAACGGUCCUGUUUGUCUGUUUGUGAAGACAGGUCGCUGGAGGAGGAGGAGGGGGGGUGUGGCUACUCUGUGUCUUCUCAGAGCGAUGAGGGGGAAUGAGAGGACAUGCUGCACCCCCACCAUCACCAAUGACGGCACACAGUCAACCAUUUGAUAUUUGACUUUGACUCUAUCUCUGCCAACUGAUAAUGUAUUGGGCAUAGCAGAGACUCACUAGCUCCUGCAGUGCCCACCAGUGUUGAAGAAUGGACCACUGCCAAACUAAGCUUGGAGCCCAGAACUACAUUUUAUGUGUGCGUUGGCCAGCUAAGGGUGUGAAUCAAAAGCCCCACAUGCCACAGAGCACCCCUUGUAUCACCACCAACAGGAUCAUUGUGUUUACCCCUGAGUAUUAUUUUGGCUUGGUGUGAACUGGACUCCCUCUACUCAGUAGUUUCCCUCUGGUAGUAAUUUAGCAUCCUCAUAUGACAAACAUGAAGACACCUAGACAGGGACAAGAGCAUACUAGGUAUUUAUUUACUUUCACCCCAUUGAGCUAACUAAACUUGUGUCUGUAACUAGGUUUCCAUCCAAUUGGUGAC